Molecule: messenger RNA, 448 nt
Organism: Perognathus longimembris pacificus (Pacific pocket mouse)
Lineage: Eukaryota; Metazoa; Chordata; Mammalia; Rodentia; Heteromyidae
Product: short transmembrane mitochondrial protein 1
Exons: 1
Coding region: 16-159 (47 amino acids)
Source: RefSeq, a predicted model, not a curated record
CUCCCCACCGACAUCAUGCUGCAGUUCCUGCUUGGAUUUACUUUGGGCAACGUGGUUGGGAUGUAUCUGGCUCAGAACUAUGAUAUACCAAACCUGGCUAAAAAAAUUGAAGAGAUCAAAAAGGACUUGGAAGCGAAGAAGAAGCCCCCCAGUUCCUGAGGCCAUCUCCAGCACUGUAUUCUGGACACAUCGAUUUUGCCCAGCCACUCUGGGGAGCUCCUUUACCUCCUGACCCAAAGCUUCUGUUCUUAUCUGUCUCAGCCAUUUCUUACUCGCUAGACCCUGGGUGUUGCCUCAGAGCAGAAAUGGGGCCACAAGUUCAGAACUCCUUUCUGCUUCCAACAGCCUUGCCUCCCCCCUAUCUUCCUCUCGUGUACUUGGGAGGCUCUAAGACUGGAAUUAUGGUGCUAGAUUAGCAAACAAGACCUUUAAUUCAUAGUUUCUUUGG